Molecule: messenger RNA, 1596 nt
Organism: Passer domesticus (house sparrow)
Lineage: Eukaryota; Metazoa; Chordata; Aves; Passeriformes; Passeridae
Gene: HSF2BP
Product: heat shock transcription factor 2 binding protein
Exons: 8
Coding region: 63-1073 (336 amino acids)
Cellular component (GO): cytosol
Source: RefSeq, a predicted model, not a curated record
UGGCCGUAGCGUGUCCCUCCGCGCCUCACGCCGUCCCCGCUCCCGCCGUGGCCGCUGUGGCGAUGUGGCGCAGCGCCGGCCUGGCUGGCGACGCGCAGAAGGCUGAGACCAAAGAGGAAUUCGUAAAAGUUAGAAGGAGGGAUUUGGAAAGGCUGACAACUGAAGUUAUGCAACUGCGGGAUUUCUUACCCAGAAUAGUAAAUGGAGAUAUCCUGGGGACAUUCCAGAAGCUGGAUGCUAUUGAAUCAAGCCUGGAGAAGAAGGAGGAGGAAAUAGAGCAGCUGAGGAUGGAUUGUGAGCACUUUAGAGCCCGUUUGGAAACGGCCCAGGCAGAUUGCAUGAGAGAGAAGAAGGAGAAACUGGACCUGCGGCAGCAGCUGAACGAGGCCAAGCAGCAGCUCCUGCAGCAGGCAGAGUAUUGCACAGAGAUGGGAGCAGCAGUGUGCACCCUGCUCUGGGGGGUGUCCAGCAAUGAGGAGGCUGUGAAGUCCAUUCUAGGAGGAAGUAAAGCAGUAAAAUUUUUCACAAUCACUGCCCAGACCAUGGAGAGCUUUGUGAAGUCAUUAAGUGAAGACAUGAAACAGCAGGAUUUGGAUUCUGAGGAAAAUCAGUUUGUAUUAGCUUUGGCAGGGAUUGUAACAAAUGUGGCUGCGCUGGCGUGUGGCCGUGAGUUCCUGGUCAGUUCCAGUCGGGAGUUACUGGACACGAUGAUGCAUCUCCUGGGAGACAUGAAGCCAGGACUCUGUAACAAAUUUAAAGUGCUAAUGCUAAUGUCACUUUACAAUGUGAGUAUCAACUUGAAAGGCUUGAAGUACAUCAGUGAAAAUCCAGGUUUUAUUCCCCUGCUUUGGUGGCUGUUGAAUGACCCGGACAGCGAGGUGUGCCUGCACGCCCUGCGGCUGCUGCAGUCGGUGCUGCUGGAGCCGGAGGUGCUGGCCCGGGCGGGCGCCGAGGUGCGCGAGACGCUGCCCUUGCCGCGCAUCGUGGCCCUGUCCCAGAGCCGCCACGCGGAGCUGCAGGCGCUCGCCAAAGAACUCCUCGAGGAUCUUAAAAUAUUUGAGUACGAGGCGUAGAAGAGCUCUACGACAACGAAUGCUUACGUCUUUACUAUAUUUUUAUGCUGCAGGAGUUGUUGGAGAUGGGCUUGACUGGGAAAAAAAAAAACAAACCUCUGCCUAAGUUCCUGUGACAAAAUCCUUUUUGGGAAUUCAGAUUAACGCAACUAAAAUCCAACUUGGGAAAACCUGUUGGGUUUUAUAUACCCAAAUAAAACUUGGGUGGUCUGGUAGAGAUGGGGCUGGCUGAAUUUCUUUGAGCAGAAUUUUACUGAUAAUGUGUUUCCAAAAUGGUCUGUGGUUAUGUUGUGCAUUUGCUGUGUAGACGGGGUAAAAUUUUCUCAUUCCUUGAUAACAGUUCACUGCAGAGGUAAACAAUCCUUUUGGUGCAUCCUUAAGAAUUACUGUACUGUGAGGAAAACUCUGUUGCCUUUCAUAACUUUUCUGUGUCAGAAUGCACCCCAAGUUCCAGUUUUAUUGUUAUUUCUCACCUCUCUCUUUCUAUUGUAAUAAAAGAAGACUGAAAUUCUGUAGCAUGUAA